Molecule: messenger RNA, 3230 nt
Organism: Daphnia pulex (common water flea)
Lineage: Eukaryota; Metazoa; Arthropoda; Branchiopoda; Diplostraca; Daphniidae
Exons: 4
Coding region: 1729-3123 (464 amino acids)
Source: RefSeq, a predicted model, not a curated record
CACAUUGCAAUUUACAAAACAGAUAACUAAAACCAAUAUCGGGAAAAGGACCUUGCCUCAAAAAAGAAUUUCGCUCCACCUUUUACACAACGUGGUUUAGUGUGAGCAAAGCCAUAUAGCGUCCAGUUUUAAAAAUUUUCUAUUGGUCCUCCCCAGGUCCGUGUUGCCUAGGAUAUAUAACGAAGAUUGCUGACAAACAAAGCAGUUUUAACUGAGUAGGCUACCACAAAUCUCAACAUAUUUUGAAGAUAAGUUUUUGCUAGUAUGCUUACCCUCUAAGAUGACCUAUGUUCAAAAAUAUCUUAGUUCUUGGUAGACUACUUUUUAGCGCGUGAGUCGCAUCUCGUCAAAAUCUAGACCCUUGUUUGACCUACUUUUUUUUAAACUCGAAAAAUCUAUUUUCACAUUUACAACCAGCUCAAACCAGAAAAAGUCUCAUCACAUCUAGUCUAUCAAAACCUUUUAUAGAUGCAAAACGCGACACGGGCCAACGAAGACUUGAAUUCCCCUGGAGCAUCGCAUUUUUCAAAGCCUCAGUCAGAUGAGACACCAAUGCAAAUGUGUAAGAACAUACGUAUCAUAUUAUGCGUUUUUCCUUUUACAACGUUUUGACUAAACGCAGCCAUCACCUUAGAAACGAGAAAUUGAUACUGUCAGUUCGUUCCGCAAAAAAGGAUGACUUUUGGAGAUUGUUCAACUACUAGUCAAUGCCAAGGCCGGAUCUAUUAACUAUGCUAAAAGGUCGAAAUUUAAGUGCUUACCUUUUGUUGACCUUGUUUUCGUUGAUGGUCUUGUGAAUAAUUACAGGUUAGCGCUAUGUACCUGAAUAAUGAAAAAAAAAGACAAUACCACUUAAUAAUUAACGGAGGCGGCUGAUUUCUUUCGAAAGAUUGGGUUACAUUUACUCUGUUUAGAUAGUUUUGUGACGCAGUACCAUAUUUGUCUGUUGACACGACAGCCUACUUGAUAUUCUUAAAUGGGGCCACGAAAGUCCAUGUUGCAAAGAAGUUACCCGAAUCCAGCAGGUCAAGUCGCAUCAAAACUAUUUAGUGAUGCAAUGACACAGUUUUACGAAUCUUUUUAAAACCUUUUAAAUCUUUUCAAAACUUACCAAAAGAAGCGGCAAAAAGCUCUUCGAGUAAACGAAAAGGGCAUCAUUCUUUAAAAAAAGACACGAAACUCGUUGGGUCAUGAAAAAUGACGGAGGCAGCCGUGCGGGAUUUACGAUUUAGUUCCUCCUAGGAAGGGCUAUCUCCCAUCAAUCAGAAUUCUUCGAGCAAUCAUCAUCAACGGGUUUAACCAAAGCGGCAGUUAAAGUUGUUGCGAGAUAUCACUACCGUGGACAAAAUCCAAACAGUUGCAAGUCCAGUGGCGCAGGCAAUAAACUCGACAAUACCUCCAAUUACCGCACCCAACCGCCUCCUUAGGAAAAAAGAAAGAAAGUCGAGUGUUUGUAUAAAGAUGAUUACAGAAAAAGAGGUCGCCGCGCUUGCCUAUAAACUGUUGUUAUUUAUUGCUAUUUGACAAGCAUUGUAGGUGGAAAAAAAAUACCGCAGCAAAACUACGCUCCACUUGGUUCUUACGGUAGCUCAGAGAAACCGCAUCCUGAAAAAUCAUUUAACGUAAAAAGGUGCGACACCACGAAUACGUUUAGUUUCAUUUCGGACACCACGUCAUGAACUAGCUCAUUCAUACGGUCAAGCAACAACAGUGUGAAACACAGACGAGAUGUUUGGAAAUGUGAGUCCAGCUGUUGUUCUACUGUUUAAAAUAUCAAUUAUUGGUUAUUGUUGUUUUGGUGAUCAACAGAGCUUCUCGGAAAGGCAAGUGAGUAGACCAUGGAUACAGGAAUUGUUAACACAAGAGAAAUCUAGAAAUCUUACCAGUGCGACGACAAACGCGGAUGGAUAUCUGAAAAGCCAAAAUGUGCAACUAUCCCGGAUACCAACCGAUGUUAGUUUACAAGUUUUCCGUUUUGCGGGUAACAAAUCACUACAAAGAAGAACUAAAUCAAAUGCAGGAACGAUAUUAUUCGUCCCCAAGUUCGUUAUAGCAGUAGGAGCCAUAGCAGCGGCCAUCGCUGUGGCUGUUACCUCGCACGGAAAGCAUACUAAAAUAGAAGAAAUCGAUAUCGACUUUAGGCUACUCAACAUUCUUACACCUAUAAACGACUUACCGAUGCCAGUUACAGGAGUAGACUUUCCAUCCGACGGAUGUGGAGACAACUCGGUGCGAUUCAAUGGAACUUGCUUUCCGGUUUUACACAAAGGUCCAUGCCAUCGAAUUGAAUGGGUCACCAUAGAUCCCAUUACAUUGCAGGGACGAUGCACUCCACGUCUUUGCGGUCGAGAAAGGGUAUUAGUUGUUCGCGAUGGACUUUGUCACGAUAUUUACGAUCCUGGCGAGUGCCAAGGUGGCCGGCGACUAUACUAUACAGCUUACGGAGAUCCCAUAUGCGAUUGCCCAAUUGGACAAUAUCCAUUUCCGCACCCCCAUGACAACUGUGUUCCACUUUUCACCCAAGGGCCUUGCCAAGAUGGAUACGUAGUAAGCAUUAAUCAAGAUGGACGAUUGGGCUGCACGCCAGCUGAAUGUGAAUCAACCGAUGGGAAAGACUUUUUACAACAGUUGGUGUUGGCCAAUAAAGCAUGCUACGUCCUAGGAUCCCGUGGCCCUUGUUCGACUACUUCCCAGCUACUGGGCUACGAUAUCUUCAAAAGGCGAUUGCAGUGCGUCAAUCUCUUGGAUCCUUUCUCGCCCUAUUUCUCUUGGCACGAAGAAAACAAUUUGCUUGAUAGCAUCUACAAUCACCUGCAUCUGGAAUCCGAUGAAUUUCGAACAUCCUUAGUCUAUCAAAGUCUAGAGGGGAGAAACGACACACUCCGCAGGCAGGGCGCGAACACCGCUGGAAUAUUUCAAUUCCCUAGCUCCUCACCGGAAACACUAUUAAAUCCAUGUCGGACUGGAGCGAGACAAGGGACAAAUUAUAAAUGUACCAACCCUUUAGUGCCCAACAUGAAUCGGAGAGACCUGCUGCCAGUUGUACGACCCGGAGUGAAAACCAACUGUGAAGGUAACGCUGUGUUCAUCGCUGUAACUGGUCAAUGUCGACCACGAUUUUAGUUCAAAUGUCCAAAUCACAAAAUUUGAAAUCUAAAUGUAACGACUGAUCAUGGCAAAUUAGCCAUAUCAUAAAAAUUUUGAAUACACAAGCGAGUUACCUUUGACAA